This is a messenger RNA of Verticillium dahliae VdLs.17, 1331 nucleotides long. Its product is annotated as GTPase-activating protein. Gene Ontology annotation, cellular component: cell cortex. The transcript has 2 exons. NCBI's taxonomy places the organism in Eukaryota, Fungi, Ascomycota, Sordariomycetes, Glomerellales, Plectosphaerellaceae. Gene Ontology annotation, molecular function: protein binding; GTPase activator activity. Gene Ontology annotation, biological process: regulation of actin cytoskeleton organization. The coding region runs from base 1 to 732 and encodes 243 amino acids. The record is from RefSeq and is a predicted model, not a curated record.
AUGGAAGCCAAGUCUAUCUUCGUGCAGAUCAUGCGGUCGAUUCCCUCCAAUAGCAACGUGGCACGACGGCCGCUGCGUCUCGAAAGGAUUGCGGAUGCGGCGGCUACGAGCCGCAAUGACGCAGUCAUGGUGCGUAAAGGCAUUCGGGCGAUGGAGCUGCUCUCCCAGUUGCAGGAGCUCAGGGUCAUCGACAAGAGCGACCAUUUUGGCCUACUGCGCGACGAGGUAGAGCAGGAGUUGCAGCAUCUCGGCUCCCUCAAGGAUGCUGUCAUCAAGGAGACGGAGAAGCUUGAUGAGGUUUACAAGACUAUCCGCGAUCAUAACACAUAUCUCGUCGGGCAGUUGGAGACGUACAAGAGCUACCUGCACAACGUGCGGUCGCAGAGUGAGGGCACCAAGCGGAAGCAGCAAAAGCAACAGGUGCUAGGUCCCUACAAAUUCACGCACCAACAGCUCGAGAAGGAGGGCGUGAUCCAGAAGAGUAACGUUCCCGACAACAGGCGGGCCAACAUUUACUUCAACUUUACGAGCCCGCUGCCGGGCACCUUUGUCAUCUCACUGCACUACAAGGGGCGCAACCGAGGCCUCCUUGAACUCGAUCUCAAGUUGGACGAUCUUCUCGAGAUGCAAAAGGACAACCAGGACGACCUUGACCUGGAAUACGUACAAUUCAACGUGCCCAAGGUGUUGGCGCUUUUGAACAAGCGCUUCGCGCGGAAAAAGGGAUGGUAGACUAUCUUUGAGACGACCUGCAGCUUGUACUGUUGCUACAGGAGAUACCCCCCCUCGAAUGACUUGGCUUUGGCGUUUUCGGCGUCUUUUAUACCCUCGAGGCCGUGCGUCGCAAGUCUGAGGGCUUGUCUGACCAGGCUUGGAUCGAGGCGUCCGCCGCCAAGCGAUCGUAGCGACGCACUCGUCUUGUUUCUUUUUCCGACUGUUCCUGCAAUGCGAGUCGUUUCUUUGCGCUUAUAUACCUGUCACGUAUCCCCUAAUUCUAACGUCCCUUGUUUUACGGCUUGGCAUGCGCGUGGCGGGCGGUGUGUUCAAAGUUUGGGGCUCGGCUGGUCCGCAGGAUCUUUUUGACUUUGGGGUGGAUGAUUGAGUGCUUUGCUAGCGAGGCGAGAGCGGGCAGGCACCAGUCGAUCACAGAGACGAAGCACAGGGGAACACAUGAUCGGUGAUCAGAGGGCUCGACAUGUUGGACGCGGCAGCUCAUACUUUCUUGGUUGUGUUAAUAGUGGAUAAUAUUGGCUUUAUUUCUUGUCCACUCCAGGAACUGGACUGAACGGAUUUGCAGUGUUUUGAAAGCAGAAAAUUUGACUUGAUUUGGC